GGCUAUGGCUGCGACUUCCCGCAUGUCCACGUUGGCUGCCCGGCUGCUGCAGCCCGCGCACAGCUGCUCCCUCCGCCCUCGCCCCUUCCACCUCGCGGCAGUUCGAGAUGAAGCUGUUGUAAUUUCUGGAAGGAAACUGGCCCAGCAGAUCAAGCAGGAAGUACAGCAGGAGGUAGAAGAGUGGGUGGCCUCAGGCGACAAACGGCCACACCUGAGCGUGAUCCUAGUUGGCGAGAAUUCUGCAAGUCACUCCUACGUCCUCAACAAAACCAGGGCAGCUGCAGAUGUGGGAAUCAACAAUGAGACAAUUGUGAAACCAGCUUCAAUUUCAGAGGAAGAAUUGUUGAAUUUAAUCAGUAAACUGAAUAAUGAUGAUAAUGUAGAUGGCCUCCUUGUUCAGCUGCCUCUUCCAGAGCAUAUUGAUGAGAGAAGGAUCUGCAAUGCUGUUUCUCCAGACAAGGAUGCUGAUGGCUUUCAUGUAAUUAAUGUAGGGCGAAUGUGUUUGGACCAGUAUUCCACCUUACCAGCUACCCCAUGGGGUGUGUGGGAAAUAAUUAAGCGAACUGACAUUCCAACCCUAGGGAAGAAUGUGGUUGUGGCUGGAAGGUCAAAAAAUGUUGAAAUGCCCAUUGCAAUGUUACUGCACACAGAUGGAGCGCAUGAACGACCCGGUGAUGCCACUGUUACAAUAUCUCAUCUGUAUACUCCCAAAGAGCAGUUGAAGAAACACACAAUUCUUGCAGAUAUUGUAAUAUCUGCUGCAGGUAUUCCAAAUCUGAUCACAGCAGAUAUGAUCAAGGAAGAAGCAGCAGUCAUUGAUGUGGGAAUAAAUGGAGUUCAUGAUCCUGUAACUGCCAAACCCAAGUUGGUUGGAGAUAUGGAUUUUGAAGGAGUCAGACAAAAAGCCGGUUAUAUCACUCCAGUUCCUGGAGGUGUUGGCCCCAUGACGGUGGCAAUGCUAAUGAAGAAUACCAUUAUGGCCGGAAAAAUGGGGCUGAGGCUUAAAGAGCGAGAAGUGCUGGAGUCUAAAGAGCUUGGGGUAGCCACUAAUAAACUAUUGUGUCUUCUAUGUCAUGAACAACACUCCAGGCCAGCUCAAGAAGCAAAGCAGGCCAAUAGAAAUGCAAUAUUUUUAAUUUAUUCUACUGAAAUGGUUUAAAAUGAUGCCUUGUAUUUAUUGAAAGCUUAAAUGGGUGGGUGUUUGUGCACAUACCUCUGCAGUACCUCACCAGGGAGCAUUCCAGUAUCAUGCAGGGUCCUGUGAUCUAGCCAGGAGCAGCCAUUAACCUAGUGAUUAACAUGGGAGACAUUACUGUAUGGAGAAUGGACAUUUCACUUUGUCAAGCACCUCGGUUACACAUUUGCCUUUUCUAGGAUUGCAUUUCCCAAGCGCUAUUCCGUUGACGAUUGAUACUCAUUUUAGGUACCAAACCUUUUGAGUUCAACUGAUCAAACGAAAGGAAAAGUGUUGCCAGAGAAAAUUACGGAAAAGGUGAAAAAGAAAAAAUGGUAGUAAUUGAGCAGAAAAAAAAUU
Molecule: messenger RNA, 1534 nt
Organism: Symphalangus syndactylus (siamang)
Lineage: Eukaryota; Metazoa; Chordata; Mammalia; Primates; Hylobatidae
Product: bifunctional methylenetetrahydrofolate dehydrogenase/cyclohydrolase, mitochondrial-like
Biological process (GO): tetrahydrofolate interconversion
Cellular component (GO): mitochondrion
Molecular function (GO): methylenetetrahydrofolate dehydrogenase (NADP+) activity; methenyltetrahydrofolate cyclohydrolase activity; methylenetetrahydrofolate dehydrogenase (NAD+) activity
Source: RefSeq, a predicted model, not a curated record